UCUGUAUUGCCGGCAAAUGAAAGUAUAAAGUCAACCAAGUGACACUUGUCACCAAGUUUCCCAAUAAAAAGUAAAUAAAGUUGCAGUGAAUUUUGCAGCGAUUUCUUGCAAUGAAAUGUCGUUCCGUUCAAGAGUCCUAGGCUUAGUGGAAGUAGUGUUAAGGGUGCCACCGUUGUUCGUAAUCGACGAAAUCCUGAAAUUUGGAAUCGGUCUGGAGGAGCUCUCCGAACAUGAUCUGUCGAAUUUUCAAGAAAGAUACGAUAAAUUCGAAGAAACGCUUCACAGCAAUUCGACAACAAUCGCCUACGAUCCAGUUUUGUACAAAUUCAUUCUGGUGUCGGUCUUCAGACUGCUGCUGAGCACGAUAGGAUGUGCCGCAGCCCUUUGCCUCUUCAUCCUCAACAUCAAACACCUGAUGGUAGCCUACAUGUACAUAAUGUCCGUCGGCGUCGUCUUCGUCUCAUACUGGAGCAACGCCAGCACCAUCAAAUCCGUCUCGAUCCUCCUCGAGGAUUUCCAAAACGGUUCAAGCAUCCUCGACAGCAUCCUCUCUCUCAACAUCGAACAUUUGACAAAAAACGGAAGCAUCACCCUUCAAAUUUUCCAAAACUACGUCCUUCAAUGUUUCCUCUCCUUCAUCUUCAUCAACAUCCAUCUCGGUCCUCGCUACUCCACCCUUCAAAAAAUCCUCCCUUUCGCCUUCCUCGCUCCGAGUAUGCUUUCAGUCCUCCCUGUGCCUUCUUCAAUCCUCAACCACAUGCCGGUAUUCUCCGCUCUCUUACCUCUAGCUUUGGUCAAAUUCGUUCUCUGGUCAUCAGUAGUGCCUAUAAUCCAGACUCUAUACAAUGGAUACACACACGCGAGGACUUUCGUGUCGAAUUUCGGGAUGUCGGCUCUAGUCGAGACCGAAUGGACGCGACUGAACGUUCCGGAAGUCCUCCGGACCUUCUGGAUGCUGCGCGUCCUCGAACACACCGGAAUUUUCUUCGCUUCCGGUUAUUGGGACCUGGAGGACGAGCAUAGUCCCUAUUUCCGCUUGAUGAAGUAUCUACUAGUCACGGGGUGUGACACCCUAACCGCAGUGUUGGGCAUCACGAGUAUAGUGUCUUACGUGUGCAACUACAUCGGAAAGUUCUUCCAGUGGUUGUUGUUGAGCGACGACGAAAACGAUAAGAAUUUCGGAACGGUUUCGGCGAUAGUGUUCUAUAUUCUUGCCUUACAGACCGGUUUAACCGGUCUCGAACCGGAAAUAAGGUUCGUCCGGUUGUGCCGGAAUUUCUGCUUGCUGUUCACAGCAAUCUUGCAUUUUGUGCACAAUGUGGUGAAUCCCCUUUUGAUGAGUUUGAGUGCUUCGCACAAUCCAUCACUGAGGCGCCACUUGCACGCUUUGCUAGUCUGUUUGGUGCUAGUGGUACUCCCAUUGCUCCUCAUGUACUAUCUAUGGUCGACUCAGGACACCUCCACGUGGCUCUUAGCAGUCUCAGCCUUCAGUGUAGAAGUGAUAGUCAAAGUUUUUGUCUCUUUGGCAAUCUACUCUCUAUUCCUGUUGGAUGCCCGAAGGGAAACCUUCUGGGAGAAACUCGACGACUAUAUAUACUAUAUCCGGGCCUUCGGCAACACUGUCGAGUUCUGUUUCGGCAUUUUCUUGUUUUUCAACGGCGCCUGGAUCCUCCUCUUUGAGAGUGGCAGUGCGAUUCGCGCUGUCAUGAUGUGCAUCCACGCCUACUUCAAUAUUUGGUGUGAUGCCAAAGCUGGAUGGUCGGUGUUUAUGAAACGCAGAACUGCUGUUAAUAAAAUCGAGAGUUUGCCCGAGGCUGAGGAGGAGCAGUUGAGGCGAUUGGACGACGUUUGUGCCAUUUGUUACCAGGAGAUGCGGUCGGCGAAGAUCACUCGAUGCAAGCACUUCUUCCAUGGGGUGUGUCUGAGGAAGUGGUUGUAUGUCCAGGAUCGGUGUCCAUUGUGUCAUGAGAUUCUGCACGGGAUGGAUUGCGAGGAGAGGAAGCAGAAUCAGCCGAGGCCCACCGACCAAGAAGAGGAGAAUAAUUAUGAUAGGUGAUAAUUUUAGGAAUUGUGAUCUAGGGAGUUUUAAGUGUAUGGCGGAGUGAGUUUUAGCGACUUUGACGAGGCUAGACAUAUGGUUGGAUUCUGUGAUUUGGUCGGGGAUACCGACUGGGAGCGAGUUGAUCUUGUUGAAAGGGUACUUAUGUUAAAUUUUUCAUGUAAAUAUCGAUUGUACAGAUUAGAUGGUAACAACUUUCCUUAAUUCAGUUUCGUUGUUAUUUAUGAAAUUUUAUAACGUUUAAGUCAACUGGGGCACUCCUGAAUAUACUGUUAUGUAAUUUAUUAUAGAAUAAAAGCUAUUUUAAGUU
Messenger RNA from Tribolium madens (black flour beetle), 2369 nucleotides. RefSeq names its product protein TRC8 homolog (gene Trc8). Bases 116 to 2056 code for a protein of 646 amino acids. Gene Ontology annotation, biological process: ERAD pathway. Gene Ontology annotation, molecular function: ubiquitin protein ligase activity. The transcript has 2 exons. The record is from RefSeq and is a predicted model, not a curated record. Gene Ontology annotation, cellular component: endoplasmic reticulum; endomembrane system. NCBI's taxonomy places the organism in Eukaryota, Metazoa, Arthropoda, Insecta, Coleoptera, Tenebrionidae.